This is a messenger RNA of Paraglomus occultum, 234 nucleotides long. Lineage: Eukaryota; Fungi; Glomeromycota; Glomeromycetes; Paraglomerales; Paraglomeraceae. The record is from the annotation of a GenBank genome assembly.
AUGGAAAAUCUUUAUUGUGACGAAAGUGGAGAAGUCAAAGAGAUCCACGAUGAGAGCGUGCUCGUUACCGUCGUCAAACCAUCCGAAAAAGGAACUGCCAGUAAGACUCAGGAACAGACGCAGCAAACGUUAAAAGAAGAUGAAAAACAGAAAACCGAAGAAAAGUUAUUCGAUGCCAAGUCUGCGGAAAAGUUGGAAACGUGUAAAGAAAUCGCGAGCGGUUAUUGCGAUUGA